GGAGGUUAGUGGACCCACCGAGGCGACUUUUUCUGAGGCUUUUUUCAACGCUGUGAUCCAGACUGAGGACGAAAAUGUGAGGUGAGCUCAGCGUGGAGCUCCACAUCUGUCUGAGGGGGACGGCAGCAUCCAGAGGACACCAAAUCUGGCUGUCCACACGGCCAUGUGAGGAGGGACGAUGGAAGGCCAAAAUCCAAAAUGCUGUCCAAUCCAGAGGACUGAAGGAGACAGAGGGAAUCAUACAGACUUCUUUGAUCCAGUGUUUAUGGAUUUAAGCGCUCUGACGUGGUGUGCAGCUGCAGAGGGGAGACUGUCACAUGUGUAAAGCUGAAUGAGGAAACAGGAGUUGCACGCUGUUUGGAUCACGUUGCUGACAAAGAGUAGGCGUGCUCAAUCUGUUCAUAUGACACAGGACUAACGGAGUCAAAUGACAGCAUUGGACGGAGUGACCACAGACGCAGCUAUGUAAGAGGACACCCCUCCAGUGUGCAGGUCUUGACAAUCAACUCUGCUGUGAUUCAUGCCACAUACGUGUGCUGUCAGGGGGAACGUGUGGAUCCUCAGCAGCAGCCACAGCAGCAGAUGAUGUAUACCUGAGAGUUCUCUCUGCAUCUGGUCCACGCCUACAGGACGACACACAGCGCUCCACUUUUUAAUUCAAGGAGAGGACAGGAAGCAAAAGCUCUGAAUGUUCACCAUGCCUCGCAACCGAGCCUUUUCUGAGCCAGAGUACUCGGCGGAGUAUUCGGCGGACUGCUCGGUAACGCUGCCCUCUGAUCCUGGGCAUGCGGUUGGGCGAACACAUGAGGUGACGGUCCGGAGCUCAGGGUGCUGCCUGUGCCUGCCGCGGUUCAUGCGCCUCACCUUUGCACCCGAGUCUCUGGAGAACCUCUACCAGACCUACUUCAGACGGCAGAGACACGAAACCCUGCUGGUGCUGGUCGUGUUCGCCGCCCUCUUCGACAGCUACAUCAUAGUCAUGUGUGCGGUGGUCUACACCACCGACAAGCUGGCUUCUGUUUUGGUGGCGUCAGUGGGACUAGCUGCAGAUAUUAUCCUUUACCUGCUAUGCCGCUUCGGGCUGCUACCAGACCGCGUAUCCAGACGGGUGGUGCCCUACGCCCUGUGGGUGCUCAUAGCAGCUCAGAUAUUCUGCUACCUGGGUCUGAACUAUGCUCGCUUCCACCAGGCCAGCGACACGGUGGGCUGGCAGGCUUUCUUCAGCUUCUCUUUUUUCCUGACGCUGCCUUUGAGGCUGACGCCCAUCGUGCUCAUCACUGCUGUGUCCUGCGGGGUCCACACCCUUGUUCUGGGCGUCACUAUUGCCCAGCAGCAGCAGGAGGACAUCCAGGGGGCAGCACUCGGCAGACAGCUUCUUGCCAACAUAGUGAUCUAUGUGUGUGCCAUCACUGUGGGCGUCAUGUCAUACUACAUGGCUGACCGGAAGCACCGGAAGGCCUUUCUGGAGGCGAGACAAUCUCUGGAGGUCAAACUCAACCUGGAGGAGCAAAGCCAGCAACAGGAGCGUCUCCUACUCUCCAUCCUUCCAAAGCACAUUGCUGAUGAGAUGCUUCAGGACAUGAAGAAGGAGCCCAGUCAGAAAGAGAUGCAGCAGUUCAACACCAUGUACAUGUACAGACAUGAGAACGUCAGUAUUUUGUUUGCAGACAUUGUGGGCUUCACUCAGCUGUCGUCGUCCUGCAGCGCUCAGGAGCUCGUCAAACUGCUCAAUGAGCUGUUCGCUCGCUUUGACAAACUGGCGGCAAAAUAUCACCAGCUGAGGAUUAAGAUCCUGGGAGACUGCUACUAUUGUAUCUGUGGGCUGCCGGACUACAGGGACGACCACGCUGCGUGCUCCAUCAUGAUGGGUCUGGCCAUGGUUGAGGCCAUCUCGUACGUCCGAGAGAAAACCCAGACGGAUGUUGACAUGCGUGUUGGAGUGCACAGUGGUACAGUGCUGGGGGGUGUGCUGGGCCAGAAGCGCUGGCAGUACGAUGUCUGGUCCACUGAUGUCACUGUUGCCAACAAAAUGGAGGCUGGAGGGAUACCAGGUCGCGUCCACAUCUCACAGAGCACCAUGGAGUGUCUUCAUGGAGAGUUUGACGUGGAGCCGGGAAACGGAGGGGAGCGCUGCGACUACCUGAGGGAGAGAGGCAUCGACACCUACCUGGUGGUUGUUCCUAAAGGACCUGUGGGGAAGAAUGGCAUCAAUGGUGUCAAGCUGUCUGUCACCUCCUCCAAUGGAAACUCCCCGCUGCUGAUCAACACCACAGAGUGUAACGGCAGUGUUAACACAGCCUGCACCACACCAGAGGAACCAGAGGAGCUGGACACCAGGGUGGUGAAUCCUUCUUUUCCAAACCCUCGGCGAAGACUGCGGUUGCGGGACCUGGCUGAAAGAGUGAUCGAUGCUCAGGAGAACGAACAGGAGCUCAACAAACUGCUCAACGAGGCUCUGCUGGAGAGAGAGACGGUCCAAGCUCUAAAGGGGAAGCACACAAACAGGCUCUCCCUGAGGUUUGUGGAUCCAGAGCUGGAGACUCGUUACUCCGUGGAGAAGGAGAAGCAGAGCGGAGCGGCCUUCUGCUGUUCUUGUGUGGUCCUCCUCUUCACUGCAGCCAUGGAGGCUCUCAUAGACCCCUGGCUGAUUGCCAACUACAUCACCUUUGCAGUGGGAGAGGUCCUCCUGCUCGUCCUGACAAUCUGCUCCCUGGCCGCCAUCUUCCCCAGAGUCUUUCCCAAGAAGUUGGUGUCUUUCUCCACCUGGAUCGACCACACCCGCUGGGCUCGAAACACCUGGGCCAUGGCAGCCAUCUUCAUCCUCACCAUGGCCGACAUCAUGGACAUGCUGAGUUGUCUGCCUCGAGUCCCAGACCCAAGCAGCUCCACAGUGGCUCCCUCCUCUCCCUCCUCCUCCUCCUCCUCUUCCUCCCCCUGGUCCAACACUGACGGUUGCCUGGACAACCCCAAAUAUUACAGCUACAUCGCUGUGCUGGCACUGAUGGCUACGACCAUGCUGGUUCAGGUCAGUCACAUGGUCAAGCUCACACUGAUGCUGCUCAUUACAGUGGCCACCGGCAUCGUCAACAUCUACAGCUGGAGGGACAUCUUCGACCGCUACGACAUGAACCGCUUCCAGGACUACAGGUCAUACCUGGUGCCCUCCAAGUUCACAAUGACAAUUAUGAUCUUCAUAAUGAUGGUCAGCUUCUAUUAUUUCUCCCGACAUGUGGAGAAGCUCGCCCGCACCCUGUUCCUGUGGAAGAUUGAGGUCCAUGAGCAGAAGGAGAAAGUGUACGAGAUGAGGCGCUGGAAUGAAGCACUGGUGACCAACAUGCUGCCGGAACAUGUUGCUCGACACUUCCUGGGCUCCAAGAAAAGGGAUGAGGAGCUGUACAGCCAGUCCUACGAUGAGAUUGGAGUCAUGUUUGCCUCAAUUCCCAACUUCUCCGACUUCUACACAGAGGAGAGCAUCAACAACGGAGGGAUCGAAUGCUUACGCUUCCUCAACGAGAUCAUCUCUGACUUUGACAGUCUGCUGGACGAGCCUCAGUUCCGCUGCAUCACAAAAAUCAAGACCAUCGGCAGCACCUACAUGGCAGCUUCAGGCGUCACCCCAGACGUCAGCAAUGGCUACACCUGCAUGAAGAAGGAAGAGCAGUCUGACAGAGAGCGCUGGCAGCACCUGGCAGACCUGGCAGACUUUGCUCUGGCCAUGAAGGUCACUCUCAUGAACAUCAACUACCAGUCAUUCAACAACUUCAUGCUACGAAUUGGGCUGAAUAAGGGUGGAGUGUUAGCAGGGGUGAUCGGUGCCAGGAAACCCCACUACGACAUCUGGGGCAACACUGUGAACGUGGCCAGUCGCAUGGAGUCCACAGGAGUCAUGGGAAACAUCCAGGUGGUGGAGGACUGCUACAACAUCCUGAAGGAGUAUGGCUUCCGCUUUGUGAGGAGGGGCCCUAUCUUUGUGAAGGGGAAAGGAGAACUGCUCACUUAUUUUCUAAAGGGAAGAGACAAACAAGGCUCAUUUAUCAACGGCUCCUCUGUCACUCUGCCACACCAGGUGGUGGACAGCUAAGGACUACACACACAUACACACAAACAUACCCCAGCAAUCCCAUCCAGUGUGUGAUGCCUACAGAGCGAGGCAGAAGAGUUUUUGGAGAAGUCAUAUGCCUGAAAACACACUGAAACCAAGACUUCACUGAAUGUUUACAAGUAAAAAAUGAAAUACCACUGACACACUUCAUACACACCACUUAUUACUGAAUACACACACACACACACACACACACACAUACACAGAUGUCAGCUGUCUGUGGAAAGAUGUGUGCCAGGAGAGAUUAUAUUUACAUUUGAAUGUCAUUUUCAAGCUGAAGCACAGAACUCAGAGCUUAAGGAGGUGGAUCAAUUAACAGAAGAGAUAAGAACCUGAGUGCAUCACAAUAAAAGGCAGGAAGAGCAGGCAUCCAUAUACACACUAAGAUACAAACAUUACAAAAAAAAUCAAGUGGCCACAUUAAGACAAGUGUAUACAGGCUGGCAGCAGAAAAGUCCUAAUGUGAUGGAGGUGAAUGGUAUUCCAUCAGUAACUGGAGUGUGAAGUAAGCUGCAGGUGUGUUCAGUCUAUUCACACUCUCCUGUUACAAAACCAAAGUGAUGUGUAACAGCUUCAACAACAUUCUCCAACUUCUGAUGCACUAAAUCAAACAGGAUCAAUCUGUUUUAGCAGCUACUUCAAACUUCAGGGGCUUUCACAAAACCCCACAGUAACUGCCUCAACAACUGCCUCUCUGCAGGAGCGUUUCCCCAAAAAAGCUACAUUUUUAAAAGUGUCUGCUGCUGCCACAGUCUGCGGCUGCAAUGACAGGCAGGUGCUCGUAGUUGCAUACUGUAAGCAAGACAACAAAAUCACUUAAAUUAACAAAGAUUUCCACAUAUUUGGACAAUUUAGCAGUCAGGUUUGGUGGGAAUGUUAGCCUUGUAAAACCAUCCUGAUGAGGUGAGAUCAGUUUUGUGUUUCUUUCCGUCGUUCAGUCUGGACUCCCUGCCACCCUUUCAGGGUGCAGGAGUUACUCACUUAGAUAGAGAAACUCCUUCAGCCAAUCCUGUUGUUAGCACUAGCCUCUACAACACAAAUACAUUGUCAACUUGACAGUAACAGUAGAUCUAAAACAUACAAUUUAUAUAUAUUUUACCAUUUGUAUGUGACAUGUUUCUCAUUAACAACAAUCCUCAUUAAUAUUUCACGAUACACUGGUGUUGCCAACAUAUUUUGGCAUUUCUCCUUCAGCAGCCAGCUGCCUCUGGGCUGCUGAAUAUCAGCUGGCAGCAUCCUUGUUGUCUGUCUGAAGCAUGUGAACACUGAUCUGCAUGGCCGUGAUCUUCAGCUUUGCAGCCUCUCAUAUCUGCUCCUCCAUCAGCCAGUCACAGGCCAAACAGCAAUGAACAUUGGAUUUGUACUGGGGAACAUCUCCUUUAUCACCAACAGAGCCAGAUUAUAAAUCAAGCUUUUGCCAAUUCCAGUCACAAGAGCAGUGAAAAAGUAUUUUUCUUCAAAAACUCUGAGCGCAGUUUAAUUGUUGUGAUCAACUCUAUUACUGAGUUACCUUCACUUAUGGCUGUGUUUACUCUGCUAAUAUUAGACUUAGUGCUUGUUGCUUCAGGAGCUGCAAUUUCUGUUCACCAAGCAGCAGCCUGCAUGUCACGUCAUUAACUACAAAGCAGUCCCUGAUUGACUGCUUAUGUUUCCAACUAUGGUGUGGACAGGAUUGUAUCUUCUGGAAAGAGUUUGGGGCGGCAGAGAGUCCAGACUGAUACAGAGAAACAGAAUGUUGAGCUCAUGUCACCAGACACCAACACUAUCAGCUGCUUUGUCUAGUUUUCUGUCUGCUUCCGUGAUGUAUUUGAUCGGCCAAAUGUAGGUGGAAACAGCCUGAAGUCCAAAAUGGUAAUUGCCUUGCUCCAAACUGAUAUCCCUGUGUUGCCUUCCUCUUACUGAAAUGACUGAAGGCAGUCAGUCACCAUGUGGUGAUUUGAAAGCAUCUUUAGGGCUGUUGUGGUUAUAUGGCACCUUAACUAUUCAGCUAUCAAACCCUCAUUAAAUUCAGUUUCUGUCAUAUUUCAACCUGCUGCAUGACAGAUUGAGGUUUUGGAGUUACUCAAAUGAAAAUUGAGUUUUGAAUUUGAGCUUUUAGCAUGAGGAUGACUAUUCAAAUUAAUGUCAUUGUAUUUAAAUACAGUGAUGGGCUGUAUCUCUUUCCAUAAACAUCUCUCGGACAGAAACACACACACACACACACACACACACACAUAUGCACACAGAAUCACGGCCUUUCUGCAUACACAGCAGUUGUGAUGCCAUGUCCUCAGCACAUUAACACGAUGUGGCUUUUGGACGCCUGACCUGAAUUCUGGACCGUUCUACUUUUACAAAAUACUUCCAUGUAGGGAAAGCUGACAGACUGAUCUGAGCUCAGAUUUCCCGCUCUGAUGAAGAAGAGGAUUUGGAAUUGGACCGAUGAGAGGCCAGAGAGUGACGAUACAGACUGAUCUGCCACCUGCUGCUGCCAACGUGUGCUCGUGGGUGUGUAUUAUAGUGUGUGCACAUAGUGUAUUUUUCCACAGUCAAAGUAUUCUUUCUCCUUGAUUCUGAUCUGGGAACAGGUCCGACGUGUAGGUAGUUCGUGCCUCGGAGCUGUGUGAACAUGAAGGAGAACACACGUGUGUUCUGCGUGUUUUGGGGGAGGGACAGGUGACGGUGUGCGGAGGAGCACACAUGGAAGAAAUAUUUUAUAAAUGAUUGUGGAUUGAUGGAAGUGCCUAUCACCACUGUGAUCAUCAUGUUUUAUUAAGUUGAAGUAUUCCAGGACCCUCUGUAGGCAGGGGACAUUCUUUGAGCCCUUUCACAAAGCUGUCAAAGUACCAUUCUAGUUUCUUUCAGCUUGCUCUGGUCAUAAAUUUUAUCAGUUAUAAUAACAUUAUAAGCUGAGAUCUGGAAACACGGUGACAUCACCAAAAAUACGUCUGUUAAAAAAAAGGGGCCAUAUUCACAAAGUUUCCUAGUACAAGAGUUGCCCCUGAUGGCAAAAUUCCAAGAAAAGUCUUCAAGAUAAAAGUUUUUCACAAAGCAUCAUAGUCUGUAAGAAGGUGAAAAACUGUUAGGAGUAGGGAGGAGGACUCUUAAGAGGUUUAAGAGUUUCUGAAGCAGAGGAGAAAAUGGUAAAAAGACAAAGAGGAAGGAGAAAUAUUCUCCAAAUACUUAAUUACAGUCAGAACACUGCAGAUUAGAUGGUGCAGGGAUAAUGUUUUUGGUCAAUUUUAUUUGAGUUGUCCUCAUAUCUCCCACCCAACACAGUACUGACAAAAUGACAACUGGAAAAAUACGAAAGUGCAGCAGAGUGAUAACUCAUGCAAAGCUUUCAGUCUCAAAAUGUGAUACAUUUAAUUUUAUUUCCACUGGGUGUCCAUACCUCGCAGGCUCUCAAAACGACAUGUCUGUGACAACAAAUCACAUCUGUUAAAAGAAUGCAUCAUACCAAGCAACAGGGUCAACCACACGUUCUCACUAAAGGCUCAUUCCCACUGCACACAAAAACCUGCUAACACCGGCUAACAUCUGGCUUUAUAAUGCAAUGAGAAUGUGUACGAUUGGCAUUCACACUCAGGUAAAAUGACUCUGCAGUAGACAUGGGUUUUUAUAACCUCCGGCUCCAAUCGGGCUGUCCUUAGUAAACAUCCAUCACGGUUAAAUGGUACAUGGACUGUGCUUUUCUAGUCUUACUGACCACUCAAAGCGUUUUAACACUACAUGUCACAUUCAUCUAUUCACACACACAUU
Molecule: messenger RNA, 7843 nt
Organism: Plectropomus leopardus (leopard coralgrouper)
Lineage: Eukaryota; Metazoa; Chordata; Actinopteri; Perciformes; Serranidae
Gene: adcy3a
Product: adenylate cyclase 3a
Biological process (GO): adenylate cyclase-activating G protein-coupled receptor signaling pathway; cAMP biosynthetic process; intracellular signal transduction
Cellular component (GO): plasma membrane
Molecular function (GO): adenylate cyclase activity
Source: RefSeq, a predicted model, not a curated record